Schizosaccharomyces octosporus yFS286 is the source of this 1027-nucleotide messenger RNA. Its product is annotated as 60S ribosomal protein L18. Gene Ontology annotation, molecular function: RNA binding; structural constituent of ribosome. Bases 50 to 613 code for a protein of 187 amino acids. Lineage: Eukaryota; Fungi; Ascomycota; Schizosaccharomycetes; Schizosaccharomycetales; Schizosaccharomycetaceae. The transcript has 2 exons. The record is from RefSeq and is a predicted model, not a curated record. Gene Ontology annotation, biological process: translation. Gene Ontology annotation, cellular component: ribosome; cytosolic large ribosomal subunit.
CAAAUUUGUUUGGGAAACUUGGAAACAAACCAGCAGCGUUUCUGUCACAAUGGGUAUUGACAUUGAGAGACACCACGUCAGAAAGUCUCAACGCAGCAAGCCUGCCUCUGAGAACGUCUACUUGAAGCUUUUGGUCAAAUUGUACCGCUUCUUAGCCCGUCGUACUGACUCUCGCUUCAACAAGACUAUCUUGAAGCGUCUUUUCCAAUCCAAGACCAACCGUCCUCCUAUCUCGAUUUCCAAAAUUGCUGCUUUAACCAGUCGCAAGGCUUCCGAUCUCGAAGGCAAGACCGUUGUUACCGUUGGUACCGUUACUGAUGAUGAGCGUAUGUUGACCGUCCCUAAGCUCUCCGUCGCCGCUCUUCGCUUCACCAAGUCUGCCCGUGCCCGUAUCUUGAAGGCCGGCGGUGAAGUCAUGACUUUGGACCAACUUGCCCUCCGUGCUCCUACCGGUAGCAACACCGUUCUUCUCCGUGGUAGAAAGCAUGCUCGUGAGGCCUUCCGUCACUUCGGUUUCGGUCCCCACAAGCACAAGGCUCCCCAUGUCCGUUCCGAAGGACGCAAAUUCGAAAGAGCCCGUGGUCGCAGAAAGUCUCGUGCCUUCAAGGUAUAAAAUGCUUUUUUCGAUUCUUUAUUCUUUACCCUUUCUGCACUUUCCUACUUGUUUCAUCUUUGGGUUGCUUGCCUGGUUUUUACAUCAUCUUGUGUGUCUAAUUUCACUCGACAUUCGUAGAUAGAUUUCCUACUACUGUGUCUACGAUGAUAUACAUCACUACUUUUUCUCUCAAGCAUGUAGAUAAAUAGUUGUAGGAGUUUCAGUAUGAAUGCAAAUUUUUGAGUUUGAUGCAUUUUUUGUGUGGUUUUUUUUCUUUCCUAGGUUUUUUUGUAUACAAAAGCCUAGCAGUUUUUAUAUUCUCUUAGCACAACAUUCAAGAUGGCUACGCUAGUUGAAGCAUGGUAUAAAAUUUUAAUUUUUGACCAAUUCAAAGAGUACAGAAUUCAUGGUUUUCCAUAGAACAUUUCCUUU